AUGAUAUUAUCAAAUAUUGGUGGUGAUAUCAAUAUUUACAUUCUUAAACGAAUAAAUUGUUGGGCUUGUCAUAUACGUGGUUAUCUACAUUUUGUUUUUCUCAAUUCAAUUUAUCUAUCUUAUGUACUUCAGAGUGGUUUUCGUCUUUUACGUAUUGUAUUUCAUAAAUAUAAAUAUUUACGAACAAUUUAUUCGUUUUCAUUUUUUAUUCUCGUUCAAUGGAUUGCAUCAUUUCUAUUUAUUUUACCUAUUUUGAUUGGAGAUCAUAACUAUACAUCUGUUGUUGUCUAUUUACCUCAAGAAUUUUAUUGUAGUAUUCCUAUUACUAGUAUUCGAGGUACUAUAUUUAUAAUACUUAGUGUAUAUUUCAUACCAUUAUGUUGUAUUGGUGUAACUUAUUUGUGGAUUAUAAUUCAUGUCCAAUAUAGAAACAGACAAAUUAUGUUGAUACCUAUUUCAGUUCAACGUAAAACCAAACGUGAUAAUAUUAUCAUAAAACGAAUUUGCAUGGUUAUGAUUGUUCUUUCAUCAUUAGGAAUAAUACCAUGUUCGUUUGUUAUUGUAUAUAUUAUGACUAAUUACUUGCAUUGGGCAUCCUAUCGCAUAAGUUGGAUGACAGUUUCCAUAUCAUUUGCAUUAAUUACUCUAUCAUCACUUUAUCAUGAUGAUGUUGAUGAUGAUGAUAUUAGAUUUAUUUCUAAUAUUAUUGUUAAUAUUGUUGAAUCAAAUGAUAUAUUUGAACGAUCAGCUGAAAAUAUUCGAAUUGAAGAUAAUGGUCAAAGUGAUAUGAAAAUGAAUGAUGUAUUAGACUUAUUUAUUGAUUGUGAUCAUCAAAUAAUUUGUUUAACAAAUGAUCGAACACAUAGUUCACAUGAACUCAAUAUUGAUAUUAAUAAAUGUCCAUUGCCAUGA
This is a messenger RNA of Rotaria sp. Silwood1, 912 nucleotides long. The record is from the annotation of a GenBank genome assembly. Lineage: Eukaryota; Metazoa; Rotifera; Eurotatoria; Philodinida; Philodinidae.